AUGUCUUUUUCUGGAGAUAACUCGAAGGGAUGGGAGGAAGCCGGCCCUGUCAAAAGGGAUAUCAAAAAGUUCAAGAAGCGUGGACAUAUGACGCAAGUCAUUCCGCAAUCAAGACUUAACCAAGGCUACGUCGAAUCUUCAUCUGGACUCAUUGUACCAGCAGCGCCAACAACAGGCGCUUCUUUAGACUCGCCCAAAACUACAAAACCAGUGCCGUCAGCCGAAGCUUUGGCUGUUGCGAGGGCAUCAUCACAAGAACAGAAAAAAGUGUGGCAAGGCUCCAAUAGAAAUAACACAAAAAGCACCGCCUUUGGGCAUAGACAAUCGGUGAUUAACGUGAAGUCUCGAAACGCGAAUAGGAAGUCGCAAUAUGGAAUGCAACCCAUCGACUUCUCAAAGGAAUAUAUGGAAGUGAAAGAGGCGAAUAAGACAAAGGCGAGGGACGAAACAGUUUAUGAGCGACUUGAAGAACCAAAAUUUGACUCUGCGGACUAUGAAGACCAGUACGACAGCGACCAAUACGUUAUGGAAAAGAAAGUUGCGGAAGAGAAAAUUCGAUUUGUCUCGAAACAAGAUGUGUUGUUUCGACCGAAUUGGAUCCAACUUGAACAAAUCGAUUUGUCUGAACGAAGUAUCCAACCCAAAUUUGUGUGUUGCGAGGCGAACACUGUGUUGAUUGUCUGUGCAGACGAGUUGUCGAGUUUUUUACUUUACGAUGGAAUAUACCACCCCAUCAAAAACAAUUACAAAAAUCGGAUUCUGAAAGCCGCUUUGGACCCAACGGGAAUGCACGUUGUGUUGUUGUACGCCGAGAACAAAAUGGGAUAUUGCAACAGAAACAAACUCCAGCCGGACCCAAAGAUCUUUUCAUUUCCACAAGAGAUACUUGCUGCAAAUAAAGAAAAAGUCAAGCUUGAAGUCACUGCACUGAAAUUUGACCAAAAAACUGCGAGCACUGAAUUGACUGUGUUUGCAGGAACAAGCUCGGGAUGUAUAUUUAAGAUAUUGGUGUUCACCCGAAACAACCCAAUCAACUUCACGUUCCAAUCAAUUUAUCCCAUUGAAAACAAGAGAGUCGAUAUUCGAGGAACAACAGGAACUCUGAGAAGUGCUCUUAAAACACCCCGAGAGAAAGCACAACAGACUAUGGUAGAUACAUCAACGAUCAUUGAUAUUGGUCCAGUCGAGGAUUUGUAUUUUAUUGACAGUGAAAAGGUCAAGAUGUUCAUCGUGUCGAAUUUCAAUUACGUUGUUGCGCUGUCGAUUAACGCGGAUUCGCAAACAAACAAAUACACAGUCGAGGACUUGUCAGAGAGAUUCCAAAAUGAAGUGAUGGUUGGGAGUAAGUCGGUGUUGUUCGUCGACCCCCUUGCCGAUGAGAAGUCGUCGUUCUACAAAGUCUGUUUUGUUAGUGCAGCCUUUGUCGAUCAAGGCAAAGUGUUCCGUAAGAUGACUCGGCUAAUUGCACAAGUCGAAGUUAAAGAGAUUGAGAACUUCGACACCGUCACUGGUGUGGAUCAAAUUAAGAAAUUGAAUAUCUAUGGGAAUGGGAAGUCGAGUAAAAUCAACGCGGACUGUGCAAUUGAUAUGGGAGACGAACUCUUUUUGUUGUUCCAAAACAAAAUUGGGUGUUAUGACUUCGACACUAAAAAUUCGUGUGAACAGCAAAUUGAUGGGAAAUCGAUUUCUUUAAGUAUCGACCACUCGACAAAAGAUGUUGUGGUGUGUACUGAAUAUUGUUUGUAUAACAUCAGGUCAUUGCAUCCAAAAAUCGAAAAGAACUUUGAUGUCCAGUUACUCAAAAACAUCGGAAACUCGGAGACAAUGUUGUUUUACUUUGUCAGGCGACUCGACGAAAUUCUGCCAAUGACAAAUGACCGAGUGAAACGAAUUCAGGCUGCUUUACUUUACGUGUGGAGUAUCACCCUUAUACUGAAAAACGCUUUUACGGAAGACGCAGAGAAAGUCGAAGAAGUGAAAACAAAGCUGAAGGUCGUGUUGCACAAGAAGAUAUACGCCAAACGAGUGAUUGACGAAGAAAUCGUCUCAUAUCUUUUUAUCAAUGCGGGUGAUGACAAACAGGAAUUGUUCAAGUGGUUUUGCAACGAAAUUAAUAACCUCAAAUUUUUGUUCAAAUACUAUUUGCUUGUCUCGAACUACGUUGCUGCAGUUGGUGUAUUGGACGAUAUGUAUGCUUCUAAAGACGAAGAUGUCCGUCUCGAUUGCAAGAAGCUUGUGAAAAAGUAUUUUGGUGUUCUAUUUAAAAAUGCCGAACAAGAAUUUGCCUUCUUCUUGAAUCCUCCAUGUCAAAAGCAAAUCUUCACGGGGCCAGAUAUGGCUAUUUCAUUGAGCUUAGUCGCGGAGAUGAUGGAAUUUAGUGAUUUCGAAUCGACUUUUGUGCAUUGGUUCAAGGAUCGAAUAGCAAAGAAAUAUGAGUCGGAGUACCUCAUUGAGAUCUUCUUCUGGCGUCUCGUCAAAUACAAAAUCGACCAACAAAAGAAUCCAACCGAGGAGGUUGAUCGAUACUUUGCGUCGUACAUCCGAGACAGUCCAACAAAGUUCACGUCCGUCCACUUUUUCAGAGAACUUAAGAACAGGAAAUUCUACUUCUCGUUACUUGAUAUCUACACAACAAACAGACAGUACAUCAACGCAAUCGACACUAUUGGAGACAUAUUCAGGAUGUAUCACUUGAGUGGAGAUGCUGUGAGAGAUCUCAUUCGGACCCUUGUGGAGAAGAAAGAUAAACUGCCGAAUGAGGAAGAAGAUGAGAACGUUUUUGUUGUUAAAAUGCUCAAACUCAAGAUCGAGGCGAACGACAAAAAGUCCGAGGUUGGCAAUUUGAUUGAUGACGAUAAAAUCCCGGUACAGAGUGUUCUUGCAUCACUCUCUUUGUUGACCAACACGAACACCAAACUUGAAAAACUGAAGGCGUGCAUUUCAAAUACAUUUGAAAAGUAUAAAAGUAAAGAUCUGGAAAACUCGAAGAAAAUCAAUGAAUUGGUUGAGGGGAGGAAAAAGGGGAUUGCAAGUCUUGGAAAGGCUGGUAACAUUCUUUUCAUCGAACACAGUCAGAAACAAUACAUCCAUUUCAGUGUUGCAAAACAAUGUGCGUUGUGCUUCCAAUUCUUUGACAAAAAUGCGAAGAACGAUGUGUGUAUUGGGUUCACAUGUGACCAUUUCUACCAUGCCAGUUGUAUUCUCAAAGAGAUCAAAAAACACCAAACUCCUUGGGCACUUGAAAUUUUGAGGAAUUAUAACACCGCUGGCCAGGAAUUAAAAUCCGAACAAUUAACUAAGGAAUGCAUCCUUUGUAGCAAACACGUUAUUCAACUCGGAGAGUUCGAACUUGACGAUGACCACACAGAGAACUGGGACAUCUAA
Messenger RNA from Entamoeba invadens IP1, 3384 nucleotides. RefSeq lists its product as hypothetical. NCBI's taxonomy places the organism in Eukaryota, Evosea, Mastigamoebida, Endamoebidae. The coding region runs from base 1 to 3384 and encodes 1127 amino acids. The transcript has 2 exons. The record is from RefSeq and is a predicted model, not a curated record.